Messenger RNA from Polyodon spathula (Mississippi paddlefish), 1108 nucleotides. RefSeq names its product endothelin-2-like. The transcript has 5 exons. The coding region runs from base 97 to 690 and encodes 197 amino acids. Gene Ontology annotation, biological process: regulation of vasoconstriction; regulation of systemic arterial blood pressure by endothelin; intracellular calcium ion homeostasis. The record is from RefSeq and is a predicted model, not a curated record. Lineage: Eukaryota; Metazoa; Chordata; Actinopteri; Acipenseriformes; Polyodontidae. Gene Ontology annotation, molecular function: hormone activity; endothelin B receptor binding. Gene Ontology annotation, cellular component: extracellular region.
GCUGAAGAGCUUAUAUCACUAGAGCACAGAAGACAUACUCCCCUGCCUGCCUGCCCACACACAGAGGAUUUUAGUAAAGCUGCAGGAGGAGCAGUGAUGGCUCUGUCACUCAGUGGAUUACUAGCCCUGGCUGUCACCUGGCUCUGUGUGUCCCUUGAUGAAGGUAUGGCACUCCCCCUGUCAGACUCCUCGCACCCGAGUCACGGAGCAGCGCCCCGGCUCAGGGUGAAGCGUUGCUCCUGCAACAACUGGCACGACAAGGAGUGCAUCUACUUCUGCCAUCUGGAUAUCAUCUGGAUCAACACCCCGGGUAAGACCACUCUCUACGGUCUGGGGAGCCCCCUGUCUCGUAGGAGGAGGUCGGUGGGACGCUGUCAGUGCUCCCAUUCCAAGGACCAGUCCUGCGCCCGGUUCUGCUACAGGAGUGUCUCAGCCUAUAGUAGCAGUGACUUCAGUUCCAAUGACAGUGCUUCUUGUUUGCUGUGCUGCAGCCCCCGCGAUGUCAUUCAGCAGGCUGUGAAUACGGCUGGAGGUCUACAUGGCAAAAGAGACACACAGAGACGCCUGCUGCGUGCUUUCAGGAAUGCUGCUUCGGCCAACACCGGGGCCACACAGCAGAACAUCUCACACAAGGAGAAACCCCUGAAACCUUUGCUGUGGAACAAGAUUCACAAGACGCGCAUGAGAUAGAAAGACCACAACAAAGAUAGAGAACAAAACUGAAAAACCACACCAUCAAAAUGAGGCCAGCGGGCUUCUGGGCUUCUGUGGUUCCUGCCCUUAGCCCCUAGGCUUCGAGAGAGGAGGAGUCUGCUGCACAGUGUCACAAACUGAUGGACUGUCUCAUUGAAAAGUAUUUUGAAGGUGCCUAGUGAGUCAGCUGGGACUCCAGGCUUGCAAAUGGGAUCGCUCCGUACUACACAUCAUCCAGUACUGUCCAGUAAGGAAUCUCUACAGCUCUGGACUGCUCUGGACACUGUCGUACUCAUUUCUGAGUUAGAGACAUUUGGACUGGGUCUGUCUUUUCAACCCUCGGAAAGAGAGAUUUAACAUAGGUUUAAUAAAAAAGAACUACUGCUAUUGAAAACGUCCUCCUCGCUGAUCUGAU